This is a messenger RNA of Peronospora farinosa, 627 nucleotides long. The record is from the annotation of a GenBank genome assembly. Lineage: Eukaryota; Oomycota; Peronosporomycetes; Peronosporales; Peronosporaceae.
AUGCUCCGCCGUCUCCCCUCUACUUCCUCAUCCCUUGCCAGCUUCUCGCACUUGCUACAGACCACGCGCAUGUCGUCGUCUCCCGCGUCAUGCCGCGCCUUUUCGCUGCUGUUCCACCGUCUCCAGCAUCUAUCCGAAGACUUUUACGUAGUGAGCGCCGCCCGUGGUAUUGCUACAGGUCCACCCACUAACGAUGGCCACAAGAAGAAAGUAAUAGCUAGUGGAGAAUCGCUCUGCUGUCCGCAGUGCAGUGCGCCUCUCGUUCUAGCCGAGCCGCUCAGUGCGGACAAGUUGACGUCAUCAAACCCUUCGUUACCCAUCACUUCGGAUACGUCAUCUUCAUCUUCAACUUCAACUUCAACUUUGUUUUCUGAGUUUAAAAAGGGCGAUGUCGUCAAGUGCGUCAAGUGCAAUUUGCACUUUGCACUUAAAGCGCAGACUUCGGCGCCGUCGAAUCCUACGUUCCUCAAUGCCGCGGCGGCAGCAGCACUGAGCUCUUUGAGUUCUUCGUUGUCUCCAGGCAUGCAGACCACACGUGGUUCCAAUCUAGGUGGAUCCACGUACAGUGGCUACUUUCCUACCCGUCCCGGCCGCAUGACUGCCGAUGGCGAGACAAAAGCCAGCUAG